Molecule: messenger RNA, 2967 nt
Organism: Sorex araneus (European shrew)
Lineage: Eukaryota; Metazoa; Chordata; Mammalia; Eulipotyphla; Soricidae
Gene: RBFOX3
Product: RNA binding fox-1 homolog 3
Exons: 16
Coding region: 560-1678 (372 amino acids)
Biological process (GO): regulation of alternative mRNA splicing, via spliceosome; nervous system development
Cellular component (GO): nucleus; cytoplasm
Molecular function (GO): mRNA binding
Source: RefSeq, a predicted model, not a curated record
UCCUGCGGGCGGGGCCUCCCCGGGGCGCGUCCCGCGGCCGCUGCCCUCCCCGCCGCAGCCCUACGAGGGAGAGGCGCGGGGCGGAGAGCGGAGCGGGAGCGCGCGCGCACGGAGCCGCGGAGGGCGGCGGCGGCGGCGGCGGAAGCCUCGGACCAGCCCGGCCGCAGCCGCCGCGCCCGGCCCUGCCCUCGCCGCCCGCGUGCGUGCCCGGCGCGGGGAUGCAGCCGGGGAACGGGCGCCGGGGCCCGGUCAGCUGCGGCGGCCGGCGCUGAGCGGGUGCAGCUGCGUCUCUGAGACCCUCAGGCCCCUGCUGGUCACAGCCGCUCCCGGCUCCAGCCCGGCCCACCCGGGACCCGCUUCGGCCACGCAGAGCCCGGCCCCAGCCCAGAGCAGUGCGGACUCAGCCCCGCUGGAGGAGGAGGACGCGCCGCAGGCCCUCGGCGGGGAACCUGCCCCAGGACCCCCGCACACAGGGAGCCCAGUGUGCCCGGGGGACUGGCCGGAUCAGAGGUACAGACUCUUCUCAGGCAGCCAGAACGCCACGGCUCCGCCUGAAGCAAUGGCCCAGCCCUACCCCCCCGCCCAGUACCCCCCUCCGCCACAGAACGGCAUCCCCGCCGAGUAUGCCCCGCCCCCGCCGCACCCCACGCAGGACUACUCUGGCCAGCCCCCCGUCCCCCCGGAGCACAGCCUGACCCUGUACACACCAGCACAGACGCAGGCCGAGCAGCCGGGCACCGAGGCCAGCACGCAGCCGGGAGCUGGGGCGCCCCCCGUGCCGCAGACGGACGAGGCGGCGCAGACGGACGGCCCAUCGCUGCUCCCUGCAGACGCCUCGGACAAGCAGCUCCCCAAGCGGCUGCACGUCUCCAACAUCCCCUUCCGCUUCCGGGACCCCGACCUGCGGCAGAUGUUCGGGCAAUUCGGGAAAAUCUUAGACGUGGAGAUCAUUUUUAACGAGCGGGGUUCCAAGGGUUUUGGGUUUGUAACUUUUGAGACUAGCGCAGAUGCUGACCGAGCCCGGGAGAAGCUGAAUGGGACAAUCGUGGAGGGACGGAAAAUUGAGGUCAACAACGCCACGGCCCGGGUUAUGACCAACAAGAAGACCGUGAACCCCUACACCAACGGCUGGAAACUAAACCCCGUGGUGGGCGCCGUGUAUGGGCCAGAGUUCUAUGCAGUGACGGGCUUUCCUUACCCCACCACGGGCACAGCCGUGGCCUACAGGGGCGCGCACCUACGGGGCCGGGGCCGGGCCGUGUAUAAUACGUUUCGGGCUGCGCCGCCGCCGCCCCCCAUCCCAACUUACGGAGCGGCGCUGGAGCAAACGCUUGUUAAAAUGCCGGUCCCGUGGGCAGGGCUGGCACCCUGCCCCCUCCCUCCGCAGACUCCGGAGCCGGCCGGCCCCGCCUCUCCCGCGCUCCCACCACUUUCUUGUCCGUUUGCUUCCAGGGUCGUAUACCAGGACGGCUUUUACGGUGCUGAGAUUUAUGGGGGCUACGCUGCCUACAGAUAUGCCCAGCCCGCUGCGGCCGCGGCCGCCUACAGCGACAGUUACGGCAGAGUCUAUGCGGCCGCCGACCCCUACCACCACACCCUCGGCCCCGCAGCGGCUUACAGCAUCGGAACCAUGGCUGGCCUCUGCCGCGGAGGGUACAGCCGCUUCACCCCCUACUAGCAAGAGACCCGCCCCUAGCCGCACCCCCACUGCCUGCCUAGCGCGCGCACCCCGCACCCCAGGCCAGGGCCAGCCGCGCCGAGGACAGUGCGGGCCGGCCCCCCGGCCCUAGGUCUCACCUCCAGCCCGCGGGGCCCCCCACGAUGGUGUGUGUGUCUGACCCUGUCACCCCCGUGUGUCUGAAACCUUGGUCCCCAUUUUCACUUUGUUGACGUGUCCCCCCCAGCCACUCCAGUGAAAGCUGCUGCCUUUCCCUUCCCGGACCAUGAAGGGCCAAACAAAAACACAAAAUACAAAAAACAAAAAAAUUACAAAACAAAAAACCAAACAAAAAAAGAUGUUCCGAUCCAAGCCACAAACCAACCAACCGAACCGAGAAGCAUCCGCCCGCCCGGCCCGGCGCACGGCGCAGCGACAGCGUGGACGGCGGCUGCGGCCGCAGCAGGGAGAGGGAGGGACGCCCCGUGUCCUGCCAAGUCUUCCUUCCGGCCCCCACUCCCAAGGCAGUGGGGGGCCCGCGGGGGGCAGGCUGUGGCCGUGGGCCCGGGAGGGGCGAGGGAAGGGCUGCUUUGCACCCCAGGGGCUCGGCCGAGCCCCGGCACCCCCGAGUCACGCUCCCCGAGCCCCAGCUCCCCCCACGCCACGCCGCACCGAGGAGGAGCUGCGGGCCCCUGAGGACGACCACCCCGAGCCCAAGGGCUGUCACCCCUCGACUGAGGGACACCCGCGCCCUCCCUCCCCCCCAGCCACGAGGGGGGUGCACACCGGUCCUUCUGGAGGCUGGCCGGUCUGUGGGAGCAGGCCCCCUCACCCCUGCCCUGAGGACCCCAGUUCCGCAGGGGUGUGGGGGGACAGGCCAGCAUCUGGCCACACGCGAGGUGGGGAGUCUUGGUGCUACAGGGCUGCAGAACGGGGGGCCCUGCCCACCGGGCCCCGGCCCGCGGGGCCCCAGUGGGGUGCGGGGGGCAGGCAUGAGAGAGAGGCCCCACCAGGCAGGAGGGAAACAGCACAGAACUCGCAAGAACACUGGCUCCCGCCCGCCACCGGAGACCCUCUUUCUAUUCCGCAUCGGCUCCAGAGCUGGGCCGCGCCACCUUUUCUAAUCCCGUGUACAUAGCCCACCCCUCGCCUCCUGCCUUCUGGACCCCCGGGCAGCUCGCUGCCCGCCCCGCGGACUGCAGCCAGGCCCCGCCCCCUUUCUUACCAUUCUGUAUGCUCCGAGGUGUGACCAUUCAGAUGAACAGUAUUAUUAUUAAGAUUAUUAAUAAAGCGUUUUCUUCAAACCAGGA